Messenger RNA from Drepanopeziza brunnea f. sp. 'multigermtubi' MB_m1, 1164 nucleotides. RefSeq lists its product as uncharacterized. Gene Ontology annotation, biological process: D-sorbitol catabolic process. NCBI's taxonomy places the organism in Eukaryota, Fungi, Ascomycota, Leotiomycetes, Helotiales, Drepanopezizaceae. The record is from RefSeq and is a predicted model, not a curated record. Gene Ontology annotation, molecular function: L-iditol 2-dehydrogenase (NAD+) activity; zinc ion binding.
AUGGCAGGCGAAACUCCGAAUCAAGCGAGUUCGGAGAAGACCGAGCAAGUCGUUGCCGCGGUCCUCCAUGGCAUCCAGGAUUUGAGGAUAGAACAUCGCCAGCUGGGCUUCCCAGAGGCGUCCGAAGUCCAAGUCGCCGUGCAGAGCACAGGUCUCUGCGGCUCCGACCUGCACUACUUCAACCACUACCGCAACGGCGAUAUCAUCGUCCGCGAGCCCUUAACUCUCGGCCAUGAAUCCUCCGGCGUCGUCACCGCUGUGGGAUCCUCGGUCACAUCCCUCGCAGUGGGAGAUAGAGUAGCGCUCGAAGUAGGAAUCCCAUGUCUCGAGUGCGACCUAUGCAAGACGGGACGGUACAACAUAUGCAAAGCGCUGAGGUUCAGGAGCUCAGCGAAGAGCUUCCCGCAUUUCCAGGGGACGCUGCAAGGGAAGAUCAAUCACCCGGCUGCGUAUUGUCAUAAACUUCCCUCUAACGUCUCUCUUACAAUGGGCGCAAUUCUCGAGCCCCUCGGCGUAGCAAUCCACGGCCUCCGCCGUGCCGCCCUCCCCAAAUCCAGCACCGUGCUCAUCUUCGGCGCCGGCGCAGUCGGCCUGCUCUGCGCCGCAAUGUGCAAAGUGUACGGCGCCAAACACGUAAUUAUCGCCGAUAUCCAAGCCGAGCGCGUCAACUUCGCCGUCUCCAACCAGUUCGCCGACGCCAAGAUAGUCGUCCCGAUGAAGCGACCGCAGGCCAUUGGAGAGAAACUGUCUUUCGCGAAGGAGGUCGCCGAGCUGGUGAAGGGUCAGGCCGGGGGCGAGGAGGUCGAUGCCGUGUUCGAGUGUACCGGUGUCGAAAGCUGUCUGCAGGCUGCUAUAUACUCCACCCGCCCAGCCGGCAGAGUAAUGCUCAUCGGCAUGGGCUCGCCCAUCCAGACGCUCCCCAUCUCCGCCGCGGCCCUCCGCGAGAUCGACCUCGUGGGCGUCUUCCGCUACGCCAACACGUACGAGGAAGCCAUCACGCUCGUGUCGGGCGGCAACCCGCGCCUCCCCGACCUCUCCAAACUCGUCACGCAGAUCUUCACAGGGUUCGCGAGGAUCCCCGAUGCGUUUGCCAUGGCCGGGCGGGUCAAGGACGACGACGGGAGUCUGGUGCUGAAGGUUGUUGUUGAUACCACGGAGAACUAA